CAAGGCGGCAACAGGCCAGAACCCGAAUAAUUGAAGGGCCAGACUAGCACUGAUCGCCGCGUGAGGCGCUUUUUUGGGUUCGGCAUGUAACGGUGACGCAGCGAAUGGAGCUCUCGGACGGCUUAAAACGCACUGCCGAUAGCAAGGCGGAGGAGCGAUGGCACUCAACGUAUAAUAUCAUCGAUUCACUGGCGAGAUGCGCGAGCCUCGGAGCGCAAGCAAGCAAAUGGCUCCCGCCCGCCUGCACUCUCGCCUCUCCGGCAAAACCCCCGCUGGCGCCGACCGACGCUGCGCUGCCACCGCCGUCGCCCGCACCCGCACCCGCGGCCCUCCACCCCACCGACCCGCGCAACAAGACCGAGCGCUUCCGCCUGGUGCUGCAACAGCCCGCCGCCUUCAUGACGCCGGAGCUUCGGGACCAGCUGCGGCAGCGCGUGCUCGUCAUCGUGCGCGGCUACCUGUCCUCGCUGUACCGGGCCUGCCUGGGCGCCUACCUGGACCACCAGGCCGCCGCCGCCCAGGCGCUGGGCAUGCGAGUGCUGGUCGGCAACAUCUGCUGCUGCAGCACCUCCGCCCGCAACAGCGCAUCGCUGGCGGCCCAGAUCGCCGCACACACCGCCCCACACGACCGAGUCAUCAUCCUGGCACACAGCCACGGCACCCUGGCCGCCCUGGACCUGCUGUGCAACCCGGCCCACGCCGCCGUGUCGCAACGCGUGGAGUGCUUCCUCCCCCUUAACGGCGUGUUCGGCGGCACGCCCAUGGCAGACCUGUGCACCAGCUCGAGCCUGGUGAGUGCGGUGCUGGAGGCGACCUGGGGCCGGCUGCUGGCGGUGGUGGGCGGCGGCGAGGCGGGCGUGCUGCGCGACAUGACGGCGGCGGCGCGCCGCGCAUAUCACGCGCAACACGGCGAUCGCAUCGCGGCGGUGCUGCGGCGCGUGGCGGUGGUGGCGCUGGCGUCGCACUACCGCUGGCCCCGGUGGCCGCCGCCGCGGCUGCUGCGGGUUGCUGCUGUGGAGGCGGCUGUGGGUGUGGCCCUGCUGCCGCAGCGCAUGGUGAUGGACGCGAUGGGCUGGGCGCCCAAUGACGGCUGCGUGCCGCUGGCCAGCCAGCUGCUGCCGGGCGCGGCCUACGUGGUGUGUGAGGGCCUGCACCACGUGCACACCGUGGACGACCUGGGUGCGCUGGACCUCCGGGCGUUCACACACACGCUGCUGGUGCUGGCGUCGGAGGCGCGGCUGGCGCUGAUGAAGGAGCAGGGAGAGGAGGUACAGGGGCAGGCGGAGCGGGAGCGGGAGGAGAAGGAGGCGGAGGGUGGAGGUGGAGGCAAAGGUGGUGGUGGAGGUGGAGGGGCGGCGGCGGUGCACCGGCAUGAGGAGGAAGUGGCGCGGCGCCUGCUAGCGCCCGGUGGCGCCGGAGGUGGAGAUUAAGAGAAUCUGACGGUGUUGACGGUGGCGGGGUGAAGAGUGGAACGAAGGGACAAGCUGAGUAAGGGCGCCUUGCGGAUAUGAUAUGGCCGGUGUGGACAGGUGAUGACCGGGCGUGAUGCUGUCAUGCAAGGGGUACAUGGACAAUCGGACGCGUACGUGAAUGGAAAGAGCGAGGUGCGUUUGGGUACUGCAUAUGUACUGCACUGCUUAAUGAUUACGUGACGACAGUCCGAGGGAGGUCUGGUAUUGCGUACUUAUGACGAGCGCGAAUGCUGAGGAUCAGGCCAGUGAUGGAAGGGUGGAGGGCGGGCACGUUGGGGUGCCGGGGCCUCCCCUGUUGGUUGCGAGUUGCGCGGUAGUGUGCUUGUGGGGUCUGGCACUGCGGGUGACAGGUGAGCAAGCGAAGCCUCAUGGCGCGCACUAGGCUAUUGCUGCCCGGGAGACGCUGACCACGCGUGUAGGGGCUGGGGAGGGACUGGGCAGGGGCUGGGUGCGUGCAUGGGCUAACCGUUUUGUCGUUGCAGUCCCCUCCGACUGUCCCAGCAUAACAAUUGUAGCAUCUGUAGUAAUGAUGCACUAGAAGUCUUUAAUAUGACAAAUGGCGAAGUGGUGCUUUCAAGAGACACCAUGUAAACCCUGUUGCCCGAGAUGAGCACCACCACCCAAGCCAAGGAGUAUUUACAAUGCAUAAUCAAUUAUCCAGUGUAUGCGAGCAUCUGGCUGGCCGAAUGCGUCAAGCAAGCGGGGAACUGGUACGCAUUCUCAAGGCGCAGACAG
Chlamydomonas reinhardtii is the source of this 2207-nucleotide messenger RNA. RefSeq lists its product as uncharacterized. The record is from RefSeq and is a predicted model, not a curated record. The transcript has 4 exons. The coding region runs from base 105 to 1430 and encodes 441 amino acids. NCBI's taxonomy places the organism in Eukaryota, Viridiplantae, Chlorophyta, Chlorophyceae, Chlamydomonadales, Chlamydomonadaceae.